CAGGACGACAACUAAUGACAAAACUCCACAGCCCGUCUGUUUGCAGCAGCAGUAGUGUGGGAGUAUCCAAACUACGACUAUCACCUUGACAAAUAACAACGCAGUCUGCACAGUGCAGGUCAAAGACAGAGUACUUUUGUUCAUUUGUCUCUAAAUGGAGUUAAAAACCAACCUGCUGCUUCUGGACCAACACUGAAGGCUAAACAAGGUGAAGUCAUACAGGGUCGCAUGUGGGUUGCCAGAUUAGAUAUACAAAAGUACAGAAAGACUCCUGUGUGCUCCUGUAGCCUGAAGCUGCAGCUCUAAAGGAACUGGCUCAACAAGUCAGUCAUUCCUACCAACUGUUUUCAGGACAUUCAAGAUCUCUUUCAGGAUUAAAUCAAAGAGUGUGGUGAUGCUUUACUGUUAAAACAACAUGAGCAAGAAAUACACAAACGUGACUGAGGUGGAGGACCACAUCUCUCUGAAGUAUGAAAUCAGGAAGAGACUUGGAAAAGGGGCUUAUGGCAUUGUAUGGAAAGCAGUUGACAGACAGACGGGUGAGAUUGUAGCUGUGAAGAAGAUCUUUGACGCCUUCAGGAACAGGACAGAUGCCCAGCGGACAUUCAGGGAAAUCAUGUUCCUCCAGGAGUUUGGCGAUCAUCCCAACAUCGUCCAGCUUCUAAAUGUCAUCCGAGCUCAUAAUGAUAAAGACAUUUACCUCAUCUUUGAAUAUAUGGAUACCGACCUGCAUGCAGUGAUAAAGAAAGGCACCCUACUGAAGGACAUCCACAAACGUUAUGUGAUGUACCAGCUCUUCAAAGCCAUCAAAUACCUGCAUUCAGGAAAUGUUAUCCACAGGGACCAAAAGCCGUCCAACGUGCUGCUGGACACCGACUGUGUAGUCAAGCUGUGUGAUUUCGGCUUGGCCAGGUCGCUCAAUCAGAUCCAAGAGGACAGCGGGAAUCCAGCGCUGACGGAGUACGUGGCGACGCGGUGGUACCGAGCUCCUGAGAUCCUGCUGGGAUCCUCGAGGUACACUAAAGGUGUGGACAUGUGGAGCAUUGGCUGUAUCCUGGGAGAGAUGCUGCUGGGAAAAGCCCUGUUCCCUGGGACCUCCACUAUCAACCAAAUAGAGAAGAUCAUGAGCGCCAUACCACACCCCAGCCCAGAAGAUAUUCUCGCAAUCAAGUCUGAAUAUGGAUCCUCUGUCAUUCAGAGAAUGUUACUGAAACCACAGGUGCCUUUGGAGGAUCUCCUCCAGCUGUCUGUGCCUCCAGAUGCUCUGGAUCUGUUGAGAGGUUUACUAGUUUUCAACCCAGACAAGCGGCUGUCUGCUGAGCAAGCCCUCCAACACCCAUAUGUUGCCAGGUUUCAUAAUCCAGCCAAGGAGCCAGCUCUUAACUAUGAUGUAGUGCUGCCAGUGGAUGAUGAUGUACAGUUAUCUGUGGUUCAGUACCGCAACAAACUUUAUGAGAUGAUGCUGGAGAGGAGAACUAAUCAGGGGAUGCUCAAGCUGAUCCAGCGUCCCAAUGGAGACUGUGUCAGUAGCGUUGAGAAGCCCAGUGUGAGGGAUAAAGUUGAGAAGGGCCCAGUGGCAGCGAGUGGGGACGAUGAAGAACAUGAGGGGAAAACACAACAUGAGAAGACUGAAGAGACAAACCACGGGUCUUCACAUACAGGCGUCACGAAACCUGGGCCUGUGAAUGUGUCAACUCUGCCUGCUGUGGAGAAGACGAGUCCAUUAUCCAGCCCUUGCUUGGAAAAACUCACUUAUAACCCCAUCACACAUGCCCCAAACGGUUUUGUUCGUCCAGCUGUUCCUCCUCAUUACUGUGCCUCCACUGCAGCCAGCAGGAAACUAAUGGGACAGACCAGUAAUGGAAGUGCAACAACAUCACCAACAGAGGGCGCCAACACUAAUGUAUCCAUGGAACAGAUUCUCCAGCGUGGUCGCUCAGCCCCUCCGGCCCAUAACCGCUCCUUCUCCUUGACCCUAAACCAAACCCAGAACAACCCGUUGGUUCGCAAGGAUGAGUCAUCCCUAUCCUCUGGUCUAUGUGUCACAUCUGCACGCCUGAACCAGCGCUCCACCCCUCAGGUUCGUGAGGUUCGUGAGGCUCGGCCACCGACACGGUUCAGCAAGAAAGUCUUUCAGAGCAAUUGUAAUGUGGCAGCUGCAGGCGACCCUCGAGCCAAACUGGGCAGCUAUUCCCAGGCCUAUGGUACCAUCAACAAGACUGAACUGGACAAUCUGCUUCGAAGCCGCCCUUACAACCAGUAGCUGCUGUCAUGUCAGUGGUUACAUUGGGGUCGGGUGACAUUUGCCUUGCACUAGGAUGUUAGUCACGUUGGAAACUGAAAGAGAAACUGUGAAGACUGUUACACCGCUUGUAUAUUAGAUUGUAUCCAUGGAGACGUGUCUGUCGCUGUCUGUGACAAUGAAUGCAUAUUUGUAAAAAUCCAGCGUGACUUCAUUUUACAUUUAUCAAAUUGUACCAGCAAUUCAUGAAAAUAUGUAUUCUCACUGGAUAACCAGACAAACUCCAGACCUUCAGGGUCCAUUUUAUGUGUCAGUAGGUUUGUGGUAAUUUACAAAUAUCUUUGGGAAUAUGCACCUUUUUAGCACAUUGUCAGCUGAAAUGCUGACUUGUCUACCUGUAGGUCUGUAGAGAGACUGUGCCAACAUUCACAUGCUAAAUAUUCCUAAAUACUUUUGUAUUUUAAAUAAGUAUCACAAACAGUGACCCCCUGCUGAUAGGGGCCCACUACAGGGUCAUACCAGCCAUGAUUUUUCAUGUUGAUCUAGCUAAUGACCUAUAUGCUCAAUGGUUUAUGCACAUCGAGCCAGUUGGUUUCAGAUGGACACAGAAUAACUGUAAAAUAUGCAAAUAUUUGAAUUGAAUAUGCAACAAGGAAUUAUUUUUAAAGCAAUAACUUGUUCCUCUAAUUUGUACAGAAAUAAAAUGAUAAGUUGUUCUUGAA
Messenger RNA from Sebastes umbrosus (honeycomb rockfish), 2964 nucleotides. It is a transcript of the gene mapk15, whose product is annotated as mitogen-activated protein kinase 15. Gene Ontology annotation, molecular function: ATP binding; MAP kinase activity. The record is from RefSeq and is a predicted model, not a curated record. Gene Ontology annotation, cellular component: cytoplasm; nucleus. Gene Ontology annotation, biological process: intracellular signal transduction; protein phosphorylation. NCBI's taxonomy places the organism in Eukaryota, Metazoa, Chordata, Actinopteri, Perciformes, Sebastidae. The transcript is spliced from 14 exons. Bases 416 to 2263 code for a protein of 615 amino acids.